UCAAUCCACAUCAUGUCGGACGACUCGGAUUACGACUUUGCGACUGAAAUGUCGGGCGCUGCUGGAUCCGGAUCUGGCACUGCUGGAUCUGGCUCUGGGACGAACGCUGGCUCUGGCUCGGGCGGCGGGAACUCGCUGCUGGCUCAGCUCAGGGGGCCAACAAGCAGCCGACCGUCGCCGCGGUCCAGCGCCGCGUCGAGCUCACUGCGCACGAGCACUGCGGCCGUGCCCAUGUUUGCAGACGACGACCUGUCGGGCGGUGGCGCAGGCGGUGGCUUUGGCUUUGUCGACGAGUCGGCCAAGUACUACAGGCACGCCAAGAACGUCAAGUCCGUCCCGCCAGAGCAACGGUUUACAAUGUCCAACUUCCAGAUCGAGCAGCCAGGCGACGCGAGGGCGUUCAGGGCAGCUCCGCCGGGCACAGCCACCCCCGAGGGUCGCGGCAGCCCGACGCCGGGCUUUGGCUCCUCGUCGUCGCUCUCCGCGUCGGGAUCUGGCGGUGGUCUGCUCAUGGCAGCAGCUUCAAUGGCAGCAGCAGCAGGUGGUGGCGGUGGCUCCAGCAAGUCCGGGUUUACGAACGCGCCAGGGAUGCGGCCUCGUCCUGGCGGCCUGAUGGCGAUUGUGCCUGCCACCCCAGAGACCGGCGGAAGCAAGCGACCAAGACACCAGCCGCAGUCCAGUGGCAAGAAGCCCGGCCGUGGACGGGGCGGUGGUGACGACGACGACGACGACGACGAGUUCCAGGUCGACGAAGAACUGCUCGGCGGAGACAGCUCGUCCGGCAACGAGGAGGAAGACGAAGACGACAGCGACGCCGAGUUCCGGCCAAAACGCAAAAAGGCGCAUCAAGACUCGGACGACGACGAGGAAGGGUCGGAUGCAUCCGAACACUCGGACGCGCGCGAGGAUGAGGGCGAGGAAGACGAUGAAGACGACGACGAUCCAGAAGGUGCAGCAACGCUCCGGCGUUUCCGAGCACGUCAUCGAGCUGCCAGUGCUGCUGAUGGAGGUGACGCAGCUGCGUCUGGCGAGGCCGCGAAGCAAGAGGAGGAAAACAUGGAGAACGAACAAGCCAUCACAUUUGCCAAGGACGAUGACGAGAUAGACUUGGAGUCUGAUCGCGAUAAACUAAAACUUUUGGUCGAUGCGUUCACUCCGGAACAAUUACAUCGCUACGAGUGCUAUCGACGUUCUGGCUUUCCGCGAGCAGUUAUUCGCAAGGUCAUGCAGCAACAGCUCAAUUCGGCCGUAUCGAUUCCUUCUGUGAUUGUCAUGGCGGGUAUCGCCAAGGUGUUUGUGGGUGAGAUAAUUGAACAAGCACGCGACGUGAUGGUAGAACGAGACGAGGGCGACAAAAUCCAACCGGCUCACAUUCGAGAAGCGUUGCGGCGGCUGCGAUCGAAGGGCGUCAUUUCCGAGCGAGACCCGCCGAAAGCACGGUUGUUCCGUCGCUAGAUACCUUGGAUGGGUUGAUGUGCAACAAUACGUUCAAACAAUCAUGAAAGGGU
Molecule: messenger RNA, 1508 nt
Organism: Capsaspora owczarzaki ATCC 30864
Lineage: Eukaryota; Filasterea; Ministeriida; Capsasporidae
Product: transcription initiation factor TFIID subunit 11
Exons: 4
Coding region: 13-1455 (480 amino acids)
Biological process (GO): transcription initiation at RNA polymerase II promoter; RNA polymerase II preinitiation complex assembly
Cellular component (GO): nucleus; transcription factor TFIID complex
Molecular function (GO): transcription coactivator activity; protein heterodimerization activity
Source: RefSeq, a predicted model, not a curated record